Molecule: messenger RNA, 1039 nt
Organism: Varanus komodoensis (Komodo dragon)
Lineage: Eukaryota; Metazoa; Chordata; Lepidosauria; Squamata; Varanidae
Gene: PPP1R42
Product: protein phosphatase 1 regulatory subunit 42
Exons: 8
Coding region: 5-1039 (344 amino acids)
Molecular function (GO): protein binding
Source: RefSeq, a predicted model, not a curated record
AAUUAUGGUUCGACUAACAUUGGACCUAAUUGGUAAAAGCCUCAAUCAGAAGAAUCGCCGAGAUGAAUCCUUGGCCCAGCAUCUGAGGAAAACAACCCACCUCAAGUUAUCUAAUAAAAAUAUAGAUAUAAUUGAUGACCUCUCUUUGUGUAAAAACCUUAAUGUCCUUUAUCUGUAUGAUAACCAGAUUAGACAAAUAGAUAAUUUGAAUUUUGCAUCAAACCUAAGACACCUGUAUCUGCAGAACAAUUGCAUAACUCGAAUUGAAAAUCUAUCAGCAUUAAUAAAACUUGAGAAAUUGUAUCUUGGUGGCAAUUACAUCACUGUAGUGGAAGGCCUGGAAACUUUAGAGGAACUGAGAGAAUUACAUGUUGAAAGCCAGCAGCUACCUCUAGGAGAAAAGCUCUUGUUUGACCCAAGAAGUCUUCAUUCACUAGCAAAGUCUUUAUCAGUGUUGAAUAUCAGCAAUAACAAUAUUGAUGGACUGAGUGAUUUAGGAAUUCUAGAAAAUAUUUUCCACCUCAUAGCUGUUGACAAUCAGCUUCACCAUAUGAAGGACUUGGAGUUGGUUCUUGGUGUAUGGCCCAAACUGUGCAAAAUGGAGCUGAAUGGGAAUCCUGUUUGCCAAAAACCAAAGUACCGGGACAGGGUUAUAGUACAGUCAAAAUCUCUUGAAUCCCUUGAUGGAAAAGAAAUUAAAGAAAUGGAAAGACAAUUCUUGAUGAAUUGGAAAGCUUCCAGAGAUGCCAGGAAGAAAAACAGGGCAGAAAGCAUGAUGAAUGAGCAUUCAUCAUAUUCACAUUUUGAUAGUAAUGACUCAGUACAUCCCCAUUUUCCAGUUUACUACUUCCCAAUGGUCAAAGAAAAGCCCAGUUUUGCUAUUUUGUCUGAAGUGCAUAGACCUACUUACAAUAAAGAAUCCCGACCAACUUUUGAGAAUACAGUUGUUGAAAAAAUCAGCCAUUCAGACUUCAAGAGUUCUCGAAGUGUGCAGAAAGAACUGUUUGAACCUCACCUCCUUAGGCAAAUGCCUCAGUAA